AUGUCCCUGAAAAUUAGGGCAAAGGAACUUCAUACAACCACAAAGGCAGACGUCCUUGUGGUUGUUAAACCCACAAGUGGAAAAACCAUUCAUUGGUGCACCCCACAUUUUGAAGAGCUGUCAAAUCUAACAACUUCAUCAUCUUCUUCUUCUACUUCCUCUUCUACUGCUACCUCUUCCACUACUUCUUCUCAAAGGACUAUUUCUCAACCCACACCUUCUCACUCUUCACCUGCACCCCCCUCUGUCAAUUCCUCUGAUACAGACUCUGAAAUUCAGCAUGUCACUUACCCCUCCCCACAACCUUCUACUUCCUUUUCAUCACCUCCUCCGACUAACAAAAGAAGAAGAUCAUCAACUACAACUGAAACUUCAUCAUCCACCAAAAAGAACAAGAGCACGCAGACUGCUUCCUUUAACGCUGGUCUAGAAAAACAGUGCAACGUUUGCUUGUCGGAAGAGGAGAAGGGCUACUGGGUCGGUUGCGACCACAAGUCAAAAAAGUGCCAGUACUGGGUGCACGACAGGUGUUUAGGAUUUACAUUCAAAAAUAAGGCAGAACUUAAGAAAGUUGUGUUCAAAUGA
Molecule: messenger RNA, 585 nt
Organism: Saccostrea cuccullata (small rock oyster)
Lineage: Eukaryota; Metazoa; Mollusca; Bivalvia; Ostreida; Ostreidae
Exons: 3
Coding region: 1-585 (194 amino acids)
Source: RefSeq, a predicted model, not a curated record